AUAUCUGGACUUAAAUCAUGUUGAACUUGGAGAAGUAUACUAUUGAAUCAGGAAGGAAUGCCUUCGACGGUAUCAUGUCAGCUCAUAGUAUACAUAUCACUCUACUACAUAAGUCUCUUGCGGUCUAGAACAAAGAGGGGAGAUGCGAGGCGCGUCAGCGUUGACCGUGAUAUCGACUCGGGAUCAAAUUGGUUGUCGGGUCGGCGAUGCUUCGGCGAUGCUUCGGUAUCUGUAUAGCACCAACAACAAACAGUACAUAUCUCCCAAGUCAUAUGUUUGAUUUGGUUGAUGGGAUGAGUUGAUAUCUAAAACAAUCUUCUAAGAU
Molecule: messenger RNA, 325 nt
Organism: Penicilliopsis zonata CBS 506.65
Lineage: Eukaryota; Fungi; Ascomycota; Eurotiomycetes; Eurotiales; Aspergillaceae
Exons: 1
Coding region: 58-237 (59 amino acids)
Source: RefSeq, a predicted model, not a curated record